AUGUUUGAAUUGUUUGGCGGCGCCGGACGUGUGGGCGCGGGUGAAGAGUGUCUGGUUGUGGCGGAAUGCGGUCAGAAUCAUAACGGAGACAUUGAUAUCGCUAUGAAAAUGAUUAGCGAAUCAAAGCAUACAAUUCACGCCAAUUGUGUUAAGUUUCAAAAAAGUGAUUUAAAGUCCAAAUUCAAUGCCAACGCUUUGCGGCGUCCGUACGAUAGCGUCCAUUCCUGGGGCGCAACCUAUGGUCAACACAAGACAUUCCUCGAGUUCACGAACGAACAGUUUGUUCAUUUGAGAGAUUACGCCAAAAAUGAAGAUAUUUUAUUCACCGCUUCGGCGAUGGAUGAAAAGUCAUUGCAAUUUUUGGCUCAAAUGGAUGUGCCGUUCAUUAAGAUCGGCAGCGGAGACGUCGAUAAUUAUCCGAUGCUUGAAAUUGCGGCCAAAUAUGAUAAGCCAUUGUUUGUGUCCACAGGAAUGCACGACUUGGAGGUGGUUAAGACUGUCUAUAACUUAAUCACACCAAUCAAUCGUCGAUUAUGUCUUUUGCAUUGUGUCUCCGCAUAUCCGACGCCAUUGGAAGAAAUUAAUCUUCGAGUGAUCAGUGAUUAUCAAGAAUUGUUUCCAUCGGCUGUGAUUGGAUACAGCGGUCAUGAGUUGGGCACUGAGAUUAGUUUGGGAGCUGUCGCUCUCGGAGCCAAAGUAUUGGAAAGACAUUUAACAUUAGACAAGACAAUGAAAGGUACGGAUCAUUCGGCGUCUUUAGAGCCGCCAGAGUUUGGCCAAUUGGUGGCUCAGAUGAGGGCCUUAGAGCGGGCCCUAUCGGGUCAUAGGCCAAAGUGCAGACAGGAAUCCGAAUGGAGUUGUUAUCGAAAACUCGGCAAAUCUAUUGUCGCCAAACAAUUCUUACCGAAAGGAACUGUUUUGACAUUGGAUUCAAUAGAUAUCAAAGUCGCCGAACCGUUCGGUAUUAACGCUCACAAAGUGUUUGAAAUAAUUGGCCGAACGCUUAAUAAAGACAUCGAAUUCGACGAAAGCAUACAAUUUGACGAUUUGUAUUGA
Molecule: messenger RNA, 1056 nt
Organism: Medioppia subpectinata
Lineage: Eukaryota; Metazoa; Arthropoda; Arachnida; Sarcoptiformes; Oppiidae
Source: the annotation of a GenBank genome assembly